AUGACUGACCGACAAGCGACUCCUAAGAGAGGAGGGGCAUGGACGAAGGUGGUCAUCUUCGUCUCUCUAUAUUUUUUACUACUCCAGUCUCUCAUAGAAUGGGUCCUUGUGCUCUACCUUUACGGCAAUAGAAAUGUAGACUCGAAGAUGGCCCCGAGCUUGAUUCUUGCUCUCAUUGCGUCAUUUUUUACAGUACCUCUAGUAGUACUACACAGUUUCCUUGCGUGGCAAUAUAACAGAGUUCUUGGAUCUGGAGCCCGGAAAACGAUGCUACAUACCAUCUGCACAUAUAUACUCCGCUUCACGAUUACCGUCUGGCUAGCAGCUAGUGUGGCAGGAUUAGUGGUUGCAUCGCAGCAAGCUCCGUGCCUUCCUGACAGUGCAUAUGGAAGUUUUUGGAACGUCGGGGUCAGCUGCGCGCUCCACCGAGCAGUCGUUAUCGUUUCCGUUGUAUCUUUCCUCACUGUAUGUCUCUAUUUCUGUUCUAGGGAGCUUUGCGAGCGCCCAUAUGACAUAUCCCUACUCGGCGUAUACAAACCUCAGCGAUCAUCUCGAGACGACAGUAUCUUUUCGGCUUCUAGUUUGGAUAGCGAGAGGGGCUUGAAGAAUGAUAUCCUUUGUAUCUGCCGUCGUCCCGAUGUGACAUACGGCCGGAAUCCAUACAUGGCAUCAAGUGAUGUGAGCGAGAAGUCCGGGUGGACUCCGACCAUUGAACAGCCUACCCCGAUACGUCCAACAUCAUUCCUGCAACUCACAACGGAUGCGGAUUCUGGGUUGGCUGAGCAUCUAUCCCGAAUAACCACCUCUCCUGGAGGAACCCUGCCCACCAUUUAUCCGUCUGGUAUCUCUCGAACCCCAACCUUUGCAACUACAGGAACCAUCCACGCGACUCAUGAUCCAGCUUUGCCUGAGCUGCCAGGCGGCUCUGACGUGGAACACCGAUCAAGUCAUAUGAGACAGAAAUCAUCUGUAUCGUCUCUCCGCAGAUUCCUUCCCAAGGCGACCCCCGUAUCUGCGCCUCUAUCUGCAGACCCUCAGAUCCGGGCGCUCGCUGACCCGGCCACUCAUGUCCAUCUCGUUGAACAAGGGCCGCAGCACGCAAUUCACGAUAUCCAGGGACCAUUCCCUUCAGUACCGGAAGUAGAGGCACCACAUGUAUUACCAGAGAGUAUCCAACCUCCACAGCCUCCAGCCAACCCCCAAGAAGCCGCCAUACUCACAAGAUCAAUAACCGUGAACUCCGCCGAGGCCCCUGAGGUUGUCACUCCAGAAGCCGCGCUACCAGCACCCCUCAAUGUUCGCAGAUCAAACACCACACAUACCGCCCCUAUCCCUCAUACCCCUCACUUCCACCAUCAUCCUAACAAGGCCACACGUACACGUACACGUACACGUACAGCCUCAGUCCCGAGCUCUUGGGCUACAUUACUUGAAACGAGUCGCCCAACCCGCACAGGCACCAUGCGCACCCCCCGACAGCAACAAUUUGAACCGGGCUAUAUCCCCCGUUAUACCCAGAGCCAGCGCUUCCCACGUAAUCGAUACCCUCGCAACAGCCUCCACCGCAAUAUGUCCUCACUCGUCCGCGGAAACGACGUCGAGCGCCACUAUCCCAGCAUCCGCCGCCCACGUAGCAGCACCUGCGGUAGCAGAAUAGUCCCCGCCCCGGGGCAUCUCGACUGUAUCCGUGAAACGGGAGCGUCAAUUGAUGAGCCUGCCAGCAGCGAUCCAUCCCGCGGGACGAAUCGAACCAGCGUGCUUGGGCAUUAA
Molecule: messenger RNA, 1770 nt
Organism: Aspergillus ochraceoroseus IBT 24754
Lineage: Eukaryota; Fungi; Ascomycota; Eurotiomycetes; Eurotiales; Aspergillaceae
Exons: 3
Coding region: 1-1770 (589 amino acids)
Source: RefSeq, a predicted model, not a curated record